Molecule: messenger RNA, 3630 nt
Organism: Trichoplusia ni (cabbage looper)
Lineage: Eukaryota; Metazoa; Arthropoda; Insecta; Lepidoptera; Noctuidae
Gene: Sir-1
Product: SID1 transmembrane family member 1-like
Exons: 20
Coding region: 312-2699 (795 amino acids)
Cellular component (GO): membrane
Source: RefSeq, a predicted model, not a curated record
GUCACUUUGACGUCGUAAAGGUUCUUGUAUGUGGCACGGAAUUUGAACCAUAGUUCCUAAUUUGCAUAUAAUAUCAGAUACAGUUCAAAUAUGAUUAAAUCACUCAUAAAUUAUUUUUUCUACUUUGAUAUUAUUUUCAAAUUAUUGUGUACCACAAUAAUGGUAAAUUAAACAAAAUAUAUAUAAAGGAGCAGCCACUUGCUAGUGUUGCGCUAAAAAUUGACAUCGUAAAAACCCCAGUUUGCUAUUAUGAUUAAUAGCUGAUCUUUCAAACUGCAUUAUAAGUCAUAAGAUUUAUUAAUGUUGAAAACAUGUGGAUAUUUAAUACAAAUAUGUUUAGAAUCGUCGUCGGCGCUGCGAUAAUAUCCACAGUAUUGUGUUCAAGUGAGCCUGUUAGUGCAGCAAGUAAAAGAAACUUUAUUUACGAUACCUAUGAGUAUGACAAGAUUGUUAAAGUGUUUGUCAACGACUCCACAGAGCAGAUUAUGGAAUUUUCUGAGAAAUCGGAGCUUUUGAAUGGAUUUCCUACUCGUGUUCACGUCUCCACCAAUGACAUGCUGAGUCCUGAUAACCCUGUCUUUGUAACUGCUACACAGCAGAAAGGCGUGUCGUCGUGGGAGUUGCCGCUGCUGGUGCAGACGCAGAGCGGCGCGGUGCUGUUCACCACCAUGGCGCGGACGCUGUGCCCGCAUGAUGCUGGACCCGAUAUAAAGACUGAGAACCGCCCCAUGAUCCACAUCAGCACGUCGAACAGAAGCAACGUGACGGUGGACAUCAAGCUGCGGCGCGUCGCGGACUUCUACGUCGAUGUCAACAAGAAGGUGGAGCUGAGCGUGACCCCGAGCACCCCGAAGUACUACUUCUUCUCGUUCGACCAGCAUCCGUGGAACAUCAGCCACCCGGAGGCCGGGAUCGGACCCAAGUUUAACUACACGAUCCCCAAGAGCGUGAUCCUGAUGGUGGACUCGGACACGGACGUGUGCGCCACCGUGUCCAUACAGAACAACUCGUGCCCGGUGUUCGACAACGAGAAGGAGGUGCUGUACAAGGGCUACCACCUCACCAUGAUGAGCAAGGGCGGCAUCACGCUCACCCAAUCGAUGUUCCCCUCCGGGUUCUACAUCGUGUUCAUCGUGAACGAGAACGACGAGGCCUGCACCGGCUCCUCCGCGCAGCGACAACUGUGGGACGAUAACAGGGCGAAGAACUUCACGUUCGUGGUGGUGGCGACGGUGUCAUACCGCGAGUACGUGGUGGGCGCGCUGGUGACGCUGGCGCUGGUGGCGCUCGUGGCGCUGCUCGUGCUGCUGGCGCUGGUGGCCUGCACCUGCCGCUGUACUGAGACAGUGACGAUCAUAGAGGAGGAGCCGAUAGCGCAGGCCUCGACGUCGGGCGAGUCCGCGCCCAGCCGCGGCGGGGCCCUCAGCGGCGGGGCCCACAGCGACGGGGCCCACAGCGGCGGGGCCCACAGCGACGGGGAGGCUGACGAUGAGCAGUGGUCUCGCUCGCACCCGCUCACCGUGCACAAGCUGACGCGCGCGCCGCCAGAGACCUUCACCAGGAGGUCCGACAGGUACUUCUGGGGCGCGCUGACGGUGGGCGUGGUGUACGCGCUGCCCGUCGUGCAGCUGCUGUUCACGUACCAGCGGAUGGUAUUCCAGACCGGAGACCAGGACCUGUGCUACUACAACUUCCUGUGCGCGCACCCGCUGGGCUUCCUGUCGGACUUCAACCACGUGUACUCCAACGUGGGCUACGUGCUGCUGGGCGCGGUGUUCCUGGGGCAAGUGCGCUACCGGCAGCUCAAGAGCAGGGGCAUGCCGCAGGACAUGGGCAUCCCACAGCACUACGGUCUGCUGUACAGCAUGGGGCUGGGCCUGGUCAUGGAGGGUCUGCUCUCCGCGUGCUACCAUCUCUGCCCCAACAAGAUGAACUUCCAGUUUGACUCGUCGUUCAUGUACGUGAUCGCGGUGCUGGUGAUGAUCAAGUUGUACCAGAACCGGCACUCGGACAUCAUCCCCAGCGCGCACACCACCUUCAUGAUCAUCGCCGUAAUCAUGACGCUCGGUCUGUUCGGCAUCCUGUUCCCGAGCGUGGCGUUCUCGAUCCUGUUCACGAUCCUGCACAUGCUCACCUGCUUCGUGCUCACGCUCAAGAUAUACUACGCCGGCAGCUUUAAAAUGGAGUGGGGCGCGGCGGGCCGCGGGGUGUCGGCCGUGCGCGCGGGGGGGCUGCGCGCGCUGCGCCCCGCACACCGCGCGCGCGCCGCGCUGCUCGCGCUCGCCAACAUCGCCAACUGGGCCUUCGCCAUAUACAGCGCUUACGAGCACAACAAGGACUUCGCCCGCCAGCUGCUGGCCAUCCUGAUGGGUAACGCGAUCCUGUACACGCUGUUCUACGUGGCCAUGAAGCUGGUCCACCGCGAGCGCCUGGCGCCCCACACGUGGCUGUACGCGGUCCUCGCGCACGUCGCCUGGUUCGCCGCGCUCAGGCUCUUCCUCGACUCCAAGACUAAGUGGUCGCAAACCCCGGCCCAGUCCCGGCAACACAACGCGGCCUGCUCCUCCCUCCAGCUGUUCGACUCUCACGACGCGUGGCACGUGGCCUCCGCCGCCGCCAUGUUCCUCUCCUUCAACAUGCUGCUCACGGUCGACGACCCCGCCGCCAACACGCCCAGGCAUGUCCUGCACACCUUCUGAACAACUGUGUUAAUAGGAGGAAUUUGAACGACAGACAAAACUCGAUAGCUGGCACUUUAAAUAGUACAGACACCGCGGAUAGCAGAAUGUUACAAGUCAGCACUCUGAUGACUACUUUGCUCAGCGAUCAACAUGUUUGUUCUUAAUUUUAUAUUAUUUUACCUUUUUGUACUUGUAAACCCUGCGAGACUAUGAUUAGAACCCUUAGUGUGUGAGACAAAUUUGCAAAUAAACACUUUGACUUUGACAUUGUAUAAAAAACUGCGAUUAUCCCAUCAAUGUACAGUUGUUUGAUCAACUAAGCUUCCGAUGUCAAUGACCGAAAGUACAAAUCUUUCCAUCGUGAUGCCUUAUGAGCUAAAUAUUACAAUUGGUUUUGUCUGUGGUUCAAAAUUGUUCUUUACACUAUAGAUAUAUUUAAUUACAAAUAACAAUAUUAAAAGUAAUAUAUGUGAUAUCGAAUAAAAUAAGAAAGUCCACGAUGCUACUUAUGUUAAAAAAAAAGAUAUUUAUAAAUAGGUUAUUGAAGCCCAUAGAAAAACAUUUAGGAAUUAGCUUGUCAAGUGUGCUUCCUAUUUCAAAAUGCUUGAUAAGGCAUAUAUUUAUUUAUUUAAGUUCCAAAACUCACUUAUAUGUCUAUUUAUUCAGCGGUUGUCGUUGUCGAAGCGAGAUGCCGCUACGCAGUGUAUGGCUGUCUCGCUUCCACAAUGACUUACGUAGAUGAGUUACUGUUUGACGAAUCCCUCAAAUGUAUUGAACUGACAAGUCACAGUCACGUCACUUGUCGAAGAGGAAUGUCAUUCACAUACAUUUGAAGUUUUCUAUUUGUUUUCCAUUGUUGCACUGCAUGGAUAUAUCCGAGUGGUUGAGGUGACCGCGCCAAACCCACUGUGCGUGUGUCGCGGGUUCGAUCCCCGAGUAGAACAAGUAU